Molecule: messenger RNA, 1802 nt
Organism: Drosophila rhopaloa
Lineage: Eukaryota; Metazoa; Arthropoda; Insecta; Diptera; Drosophilidae
Product: synaptic vesicle glycoprotein 2B
Exons: 9
Coding region: 54-1601 (515 amino acids)
Biological process (GO): transmembrane transport
Molecular function (GO): transmembrane transporter activity
Source: RefSeq, a predicted model, not a curated record
UUCAAAAUUUUCAUUGUUUUCCGCGACAUUUCUGAUAAAAUAUCCUUAUUUUGAUGACGGAGGAGGCCGCCGACUUCGAGACGGCGAUCGCGGAGUGUGGCUUCGGGCUGUUCAACGUGUUCAUCCUGUGCAGUGCGGCGCCCUGCCUCACGGCGAUGGUAUUCUCCGCCUCGGCGCUGUCCUAUGUGAUGCCCUCGGCCGAAUGUGACCUCGAUCUGAGCAUCGUGGACAAGGGGAUGCUGCACGCGGUGACCUACGCGGGAAUGAUCAUCUCGGCGGUGCCCUGGGGAUUUAUAGCGGAUACCAUUGGGCGCAGGCCCGUGCUCAUUUCCGGUGGCUGGCUCGACGGCAUCUUCGUCCUGUGCGCCUCCUUCAGCCAGAACACAGCCCAGUUGAUGGCCUUCAAGUUCUUUGACGGCUUUAUCAUCUGUGGUCCAUUUGCGGUGGUGGUAAGUUACCUGGCCGAGUUCCAUGGCAAGAAGCAUCGGCCGUAUAUCAUGUUGUUCGUGGGUCUGUGCGUUUCCGCCGGAUCGAUGAUUAUACCCUUGCUGGCCUACGUUUUGCUGCCGGUGCCCAUAUUCUUCAAGGUGGCCACUCUGGAGUUUCGCACCUGGCAAAUCUUCCUUGCAGUCAGCUCGGUGCCCAGUCUGCUCACCGGCUUACUGCACAUUUUCCUGCCCGAGAGCCCCAAGUUUCUCAUGGCUCAGGGGAAUUACAAAAAGGCCUUGGAGUCCCUGCAGCGCAUCUACCAGCUGAACAAGCGCAAGAGUAAGGAUAGCUAUCCGGUGAAACGUCUGAUCGAUCCAACGCCCGAGCGUUCCGCCGAUCUUGAUGGAACUGGCCGGUCACUUACGCUCAAGGAAAGAUUCGAGCGUGCCAAGAAUAAGUUCCUCGGGGGCGUCAGUCAGCUAAAGCCCAUGUUUUCCAGACCUUAUUUGGCGAUCUCUUUGCUGGUCUACUGCCUGCACUUCUGCCAGAUUAUGUGUGUCAACUCGGUGCGUCUGUGGCUGCCCCAGAUCUUUGCCACGAUGAACGCAAUGGAGUCUAUGGGAGCAAACGACACGAGCAUGUGUGCCGUUUUGGAUCACAAUGCGAUGGCGAGGUUCAUGGACGAGGAUUCCAAGAGGGUGGAGUGCGCACUAAACCACGACCCAGACAGCUACUUGGAUAACAUUAUCGUGUCGGGAAUUGGCCUGGUCGGCUUCAUCAUCAUCUUUCCCCUAUUGCGAAUCCGAGUGGUUGCGGAUCACAUACUGAAGGUGUUCCUAUUCAUCUGCAUUUUCCUGGUGGGCAGCCUGUACUUUGUGAAGACUUCGCUGGUGACUAUGAUUGUGUCCGCCAUUUAUCUGACCCUCAUGGGGAUUUGUGCCACCACAAUUAUUGGGAUGUCUGUGGUGAUAUUCCCCACCUUAAUGAGGACAAUGGUUCUGCUGCUGAUUAUGACUUUUGGAAGACUCGGCUCUGUGUGUGGCAACCUGGUGCUGCCGAUUUUUAUGCAACUCAACUGUCUAGCUCCGUUUCUAUGGUUGUGUUCCCUGAUGACCUUUGCUUUUCUGUUUUCGCUGUUCCUGAAGGUCGACGAUCAGCAAUCGCUGAGCUGAUUCCUCAGAAGUUUAUCCAGGUUGUUUUUAAUCGUAUCGCCAUCGAUGGCUUCUGUCCGAAUUAAUAUUAAUCAAUGCUAACGACUUUGCGGUUAAUUCAAGAUAAUUACACUUUAAUCACAAGCACACACAAAGCCAGUCGGCUCUGAUUAAUUUCUUUAUGCUUUUUGAUUGGAAAAAAAUAUAUCUGCCGGUAAUUAU